GUCAGUUAUCGGCCUAGGGUGGUAGAAGAGAGACUUCUCUCCCAGAUAUGGUUGAAGCGAGAUGAUCUCCAGGUCCUCGUGGUUAUAGAGACUCUCCGAGUUACAUCAGAUUUUUAGAUUACUUAGAUUGACGAUCCCCGUGAUUUGAAGAGCUGACUCCUCGUGAUUUGUUAGACUAAUACCUUUGUUGACCGUUCUCAUGGUUCAAGAGAGACCGCUGUUCUCCAAAUUUCAGUUUAUAGUGAGGUUAGAUUGACCUCUCUCCGUGAUCUCCCUGACUGAUUUAUUGGACUAACAACCCCAGGUGUAGAAAUUCCAUCCUGGUGGUUGUUGCUUCAAUUUUAAACGGCAUAGCUCUUCAUAAUAUUAUCGAGAUACUACUGCUACCUCCAAAUAUUUUCAAGAGAGGUUAGAUUCAAUUCUAUUUGUAUGUUUUUGGACUGACUCAUUGUGAUUUGUUUAACUAGAACUCUUAAAGACGUUCCUGUUAAUGUGGUAGACUAUUCACCGUGAUUGUGAACGCACAGUGCUUCGAUUAAAAGACCUAUACAUCAACUCCCAGUUAUUCGAUAGACUGACAACUCUAGAGAAAGAUUUUCAAGAACCCUGGAGCUCCUGAGAAUAUUAAUAAUCCUGGUGGUAACAUUAAUGACUCCUUGUGAUUGGUUGGACUGUAACCUAUUAGUAUUUAGAUUCUGACCGACUCCUGGUGAGACGUUCCACCACCUUCACGUGAUCUCUUCGAUUACCACCGGGUACUCCAUUGAUCGACCAACUCCUGGGGACGAGUUUUACCGCCUCCUCAAGAUCUCUCCAAUCAUCAGCUCGCGGUGCGGGACCUACUCCUGGUGACCCGUUGCACCACUUCCCCGUACGACGGAGUGCUACCAGAGCGAGGAGUCGCUAGGCUCGCCAGCCGCGAUGCUGACGCCGAUGCUCGGCUUCCUGGAGGCGUCGGGGAGUCCUCCCCUGGCCGCGCUCCACUCCAUGACCGAGAUGAAGGGCCCCGGAGGCAACCCUCACGGCAUCGACCACAUCCUGAGUCGACCCUCCAAUGCGGUGGCGACCCGCGGGCUCAGUGUGGCCAAUAUGGCGGCUGCGGCUGGCAUGGCGGCUGCCAGCUACAAGCAUCACCUGGCGGAGUUGACGUCCAGGUCGGCCAUCUACUGGCCCGGACUGCAGGGACUCGUCAGCAACCCUAUCGCUUGGCGGGAGCGACUGGCUAACAUGAGUGCAGCGACGGAAAAAGACGGCAAAAAGAAGCACACAAGACCGACAUUUAGCGGUCAGCAAAUUUUCGCGCUGGAGAAGACCUUCGAACAGACCAAAUACCUCGCCGGACCCGAGAGGGCGAAGCUCGCCUAUGCACUAGGCAUGACCGAGUCACAAGUCAAGGUUUGGUUCCAGAACCGGCGGACAAAAUGGCGUAAAAAGCACGCAGCUGAAAUGGCAACGGCGAAACGCAAACAGGAGGAAGCAGAGGAGAGCGACGAAGAGGGCGAUAUGCGACAGAGCGCUGCCAAGCGGCUGCGGAGAGAACUAGCAGCGCACUGUGCCGCAAACCCCGCCAUGUAGCAGGGGGCAUGCUGGCCCUCGCCACCGUCGACGGCCAGUGACUAGGCUGACCAACUGGCCACUAACAGUUGUUAUUAGCAAUGACAUUAUUGAACAGUUGUGAUUAGCAAGAACAGUUUCACUGGCACAAACAGUUGUGAUUAGUAACUGGCCACUGGCAGGUAUCUUUAGCAAGACAGUGCCGCUGGUACGGGCAAUUGUUAUGAGCAAGGACACCACUGGCACAAACAGUUCAACUGUUGCAGUAGGUAUGCGACUGGAAACUGACAUGGUCUCAGAGGUUUUACAGCUACAGUGGGUUGUUUGUUGGUGCUUCGUGUUUGGGGAAAAUUGCUACUGGCACGAGAAAAUUGUGACUGGCAUGAGAUAGUUGUGACUGGCACAGGAGAUAGUUGUUUCUGGUAUGGUAUAGUUGUGACUGGCACGGAAUAGUUGUAACUGAUACGGGACAGUCAUUGUUACAGAUAUGGGUAAUCGUUACUGGGAAGGAACAGCUAUGAAUUUUCAAAACAGUUAUGACACUUAUUGAAUUCUCCACCAUGUUGUCGUCAAGCAUCAUAUGGAACAGGGCUAGGCAUUGAAAUAUAAGUACUAUCAUGGAAAAACAUACAAGAAUAAAAUUGAGAAAAUUAUGUCCAACUUCCACUAUGCUAAUUACCUUGUCCAAAUUUUACUUUUAUUCAAGUGCUUGGUUGAAUAAUUCUCACUUUCUACUUAUAAAAUUAUGGUUUGAGACCAAAAGAGUAUUUGUGGACUCCAAAGAUCAAUGUGAGUAGAAGGAUAUGAGUCCUUCUUCAGUGAGUAAAAAAAUGAAAUAUUACUGUGUAAAGAUUUGAUGGCCCAUAUUUCAUGCUGACUGCGAUUCCUUUGAAGAAUUAUAGAUUGAGUACCGUCUAUUCCUGAGAAAAUUGGCAAUUAGAUUCACUGUUUCAUGCGAAGUAUUUGCGACAAUUUUUGAUCAAAAAAUUCAAUUUGAACAUUUUACUAUGUUAUCCUAGUACCGAAGUCCUGUUCCGAAUGAUUGAUCACACGAUUCCACAUUACAAUGCCAGCGGAUGAAGACUAGUACAGUGAACGAUUAUUAUUUAUUUAUUUAUUUAACAUAAAUGUAUAAUUAUGUAGAUAGGGCGGUGCGGGGUACGAGGUUGCGUGAUAAUCUAAAAAAUUUGAAAACUCGAAUUAUAUAAUAACGAUGUUGACCUCAUGCACAUUGGAACACUGUUGAUAAAGUAAUAAAUAUAUUGAAGUCAAUAGAUAUACACACUCAGAGAAUAUGAUAUUAUUAUAUAAUUAUGUAACAAACAUGUCCGCUUUACAUGAUUCUUCUUGUAAAUUUAUAUAAAAUCGUGUAAACUAGACCUGAGACUUUGUAAUAUAGUAUCGAAGGACAUUCCAAUGUAAUAACAUAAUGUAUUUAACUUUAUUGAUGCAAUAAUGAAUUAUGUAUGUACUAUUUCUUGUUCAGGGCUAAAUGAAAUUUGAAAAUCUUAGGACCUUUUCUCGACAUAUAUAUUUCUACCAAAGUUCUAAAGCUGAAACAUGUCAUGAAUGAUAAAAAUAUAUGGUGAAAAAAGGUACUUCGAUUUUCAAUUGCUAUGAUGUAUGUUCUGUAUGUUAGUUGAGAGAUUUUAUUUUGAAUGAUUUCUGGAGGAAGAAAAUUUAUAUUCAUGUAUUUCAGAUACUUAAAAUAUUUAGAAAAUUAUCAUUCACUUGAACCUACAGUACUAGAGGUUGAAUUUCAAUAUAAUUUGAGUUUUUUCCUCUUUUCGAAUGAACAUUUUCUCCUUUUUCAUCCGUCACAACCUCGUUUAGGUUAUUGAUAUUAAAUUUGAAAAUUUGAGGGAAUUUCUGGGAGUAAACUGGAAACACAAAGUUCUCUCUCGUUCUACUUGUCAAUUGUGAGGGAUUAAUUAUUUGAAGUUGAUGAUUUGUAAUGAAUUAUUAUAAAUUGCUAAUUUGUAAUUGAUAGGUCUUAUUGACAUUGUAUCUCUCCUCUAUAUAUUUGCGUUACCAAAGAAACAAAUUACUUAGUACUUAAUCUUCCGUUUGUAAAUAACCAAGAUAUGAUGAGAUAUUACGGAUAAGUUCUAGACACAUUAUAAUAAUGUGCUAUAUUUCAAGAUGAUAUAAAAAAUUAUUGUCACUUACUCAUAAACAUUCAACUAUAUAAUUAUGAAUCAGUGUUUUAACCAUUGUUAAAUUAUUAUUUCGAUUUCUGACAGACGUUUUAAAAGUGAUUUUCGCUUGAGAAAAUAAACAUCGUGUAAAAAUUAGUUUCAUUGUUUGUAAAAAAAAUAAACCAUCGAUGCAAAAGGUG
Nilaparvata lugens (brown planthopper) is the source of this 3892-nucleotide messenger RNA. RefSeq names its product homeobox protein Nkx-6.2. Gene Ontology annotation, molecular function: RNA polymerase II cis-regulatory region sequence-specific DNA binding; DNA-binding transcription factor activity, RNA polymerase II-specific. Gene Ontology annotation, biological process: cell differentiation; regulation of transcription by RNA polymerase II. Lineage: Eukaryota; Metazoa; Arthropoda; Insecta; Hemiptera; Delphacidae. Gene Ontology annotation, cellular component: nucleus. The transcript is spliced from 3 exons. Bases 922 to 1575 code for a protein of 217 amino acids. The record is from RefSeq and is a predicted model, not a curated record.